UCUAUUUGUGCGUUGUUUGUGUCAAAUCCAAUUGGAGUGCAGUCGCCAAGGAAAGGCUAACAAACAGAAAAGAAACCAAACUAAAGAUUUUGAGCAGCUGAGCCGCGACUGAGUGCUAGUGUGAUUUGUUUUUUUUAUUGUUUUAGUGUAAAUUGUGCUCGUUUGGCGGACAGAAAAGCAGGACACCUGAAAAUCAAAUCGGAAUAAGUCCAGUUGGAGUUGCCCGAAAUCGCAGUACGGACUCCAGUGUUCCGGGGCACUUCCCCCGUCGAAAUCGAAAGCCCCGCUCAACCCCCAGAACGACUACCCAUUCCCAGCCGAAUUAGGGGUUGCAACAUAUUUGCAGCCAGCACGGAAAAGUCGGUGGAAAACGGUGUGCGGGUGUGUGAAUGUGAGGAAAAUAAGGGAAGCGCGCUAAUACAAAACGCUACUACUGCCCACCAAAGUCCAAUCGCCAUCGGAAUCGGAGGGCAAUCCGAAUCCUUGAGAGAAUCCUUUUCGCGUGCCAUGCGUGACCUCGGCACCAAAAUGGCCGAGCUAAAAUUCGAGGCUCCGUUGGCAAAGUUCGAGGAGACGGACGAGUGGGGCGGCUGUGACUUCAUCUCGAAUCAGAACGCCCUCAACGACACGCUCAACCUGAAUCUCAAGGAUUCCUCCGCCCCCUCCGGUGGCAAGCCGGAUGCGGCCAAGCUACGCCUUCUGGAGGAUGCGGUCCGCGAUGCGCACGUGAGCAAGAACGGGGGAGGAGGGCCCGGAGGAGCUGGCUCCAUCAGCCCCAACUGCAACACGCUGCAGGGCGGCGGAUCGGUCAUAGACCUCGGCCUGUCCGAUGUGGGAUUGGUGCCGGGCGAGGGCGCCGGAUCGGGUCUGGAUGGCCUGGAGAAGCGCUCCUUGACCGCCGGCGGCGGCGACCAUGUGGACAACUUCACGGAGACUUUCGGCGGGAGUCUGGAGGACCUGGUGAACACCUUCGACGAGAAGAUAACCAAGUGUUUCGGCAACUACGAGGAGAACGUCGAGGAGCUGGCUCCGGUGCAGGUGCGCAGCCAGGAGGAGAUCAUGAACGAAUGCCAAAUGUGGUGGACCAUCACAGGCAACUUCGGCAACAUUCUGCCCAUCGACUGGUCAAAGUCGUACACCCGUCAGAUGCACAUGCCCACCCUGAAUUUGGGCCAGAGCCACACGAAGCAGCAGCAGCAGGCGCGCAACCAGCAGCAGCAACAGCUGCACCACCAGAGCCACCAGGCGUAUCCACAGAGCAACGGAUCUGGAUCUGGAUCUGGAUCUGGAUCGUCGAUGGGACUGGAUGCCCAGACUCCAGGCGAUGAGUUAUACGACCUGGCCAGCGAGGACGAGGCGGUGGCCAACGACCUGGACAUGCACGCCCUGAUCCUUAACCAGCCGAUCAAGACCAUGGAGGAGGUAAUCAAGGAGAUCGACGACAUCAUGGACGAGGCCGAGAGCCCGCUGGACGAGCCGGACAACUGCGAUUCGGAGGUCAUCGAGAAGGCGCGAGAGGUUCUGGGAGCGCCACUCUAUGCGGAAAAACUGCAGUAUCUGACCACGACACAGCUAAACGAGCUAUACGUGGAGAUGGAGGUCCUGAUCCAGGAGCUGAGCGAGACGCUCAUCAACGAGCUGGCCCUGCGCGAUGAGCUGGAGUUCGAGAAGGAGCUGAAGAACUCCUUCAUCUCGCUGCUCCUGGCCGUCCAGAACAAGCGGCGACAAUACCAUGUGGAGAAGAAGCGCGGCAAGUUCCAGGGUCCCGAGCCCAAGUACUUGACCACCGUCAUUCCGUAUCACCUGGAGAACGGCACGCCCAAUAAUCAGUCCCUUCAGGUCCUGAUCAAAAUUCUCAAGGCCAUCAACGAGGAUAGCCCGACGGUGCCGGCCCUCCUCACGGACUACAUCCUGAAGGUGAUCUGCCCAACAUAAGCGCAUAAGCCCUAGGAAUUGGAUCCCCAGCUAUCGCUCUAUCUCUCUGUCUGUGUUUAUACAACUAUACCGUACAUCUAUUUACAACUUGCAUAUACACACACCACACACAUAAUUUAAUGAUUAGUUUGUACUUUAACUUAUUGUUUUGAAUGCAAUCGGUGUACUCAGGCGAAACAAUUGUUAGCAUUGAGCAGGAAAAGAUUUCCACAUAAACAGCAGGAGUGUGCCAGGAGGAACCUCUGGGGAUUUGAGAACGCUUCUUUGGGUGUGUCUCUACGCUCUUCGAUCUACGAUCUAUUUAGGCACCGAAAAUGGAGUUCUCCAAUCGCCAUAGUCCUUUCCUUGGCCGAUCCUGAUAGAACAAAAAUAUGCAACAAAAUAUACAUGUAAUACAUACAUAUAGACACUUAUAUAUAUAUAUAUAUAUCUAACGAAAUAUUUACUGAGAGCGGGCUAUAAAAAAAAGCCAGUCCUCCCAUGGCAACAAUACUCACUUCACUUUCUCCCAAAAAGGUCGAAGAAGUUACUUAUACUAAAGAGCAUUCGUAUUAAUAAUAGAGCAGACUCCAACUAAGCUUAAAAUUUAUAUGAUAAAUGCAUCUGAAGCCAGUUGCAAGUUCCGCGUCCGGUAAAGCUUGAUAUAUUUCAUCUAUAUGUGUAAUAUCCAGAUCAAAAACCAUUCGCUGCUUGCAUUAUGUUCGCCCAGCUUUCUGCAAUCGAACAAUAUCGGGCUUAUCUGUGUGUUCGGCUGCCAAUCCCUAUCCCUAAUUUGUAAAAUAAGUAACUUGUUUGUAAUAUAUUGUAUAACUUGAUUGUAAGAGUUGUAUAUGGCCUGUAUGUCCCUGGUAAAUCCGCCGUUUCCAAAUGUGUUCCGAGUGCAAUUUAUAUCAUUUGAGACGGGCAUCAGAAAAUCAGAAUUAAAAUCAGUUGAAGAAAUUGUUUAAGCUUCGCUUUAAGUUUUACUUUACCUAAUUUACUCAUUUUUAUUGUUUUUCGAGGCCAUAAAAUGCGUUCUGUUUUGUUCAAAACAAUUGUUUAAUGUAAAUGAAGGAAACACAAAUUUAAUUUUAAUUUGCAUAGAAAACGCUGUGUUAUUUACUUUUAUUAAACAAGCAUAAAUACAAUUAAUAAUAACUAUAAAAAAAUAAAAAAAAAAUAGCUAAAAAACAGUCAGGCGCACAGUGCUCUUCUUUUUAUUAUGAUUAUCAAUAAAACGAUCUUUUUUCUUUACCAUUUAAGCUACCAAUCACACUAAAAAAAGCAAACGUAAAACGAUAAACAAUUAAGGAGGAUUUAAAGUAUAAAAUAUAUAAAGUUGCAUCAUGUCAAGUCCAAAAAGAACCACACUUACAUACAUAUAUCAUGUUUCACAUCUCACACGACAAAACGUUAUGGAAAAGGAGCUGGCAGAGCGAAGGAGGUCGAAGUUUCCAGCCCAUUCGAUUGGCUCUUCAAAUUGAAGAUAAUUGAAUCACAUCUAAUGCAAAUCUUAGGUACCUUUGUUAGAAAACGAUAUGCAAGACAUACCUAAAAAUCGAAAACCUAUAUGAAAGACAAAAACACACACAAGAGAAACUGCAUAAAUGUUUACGACUCCAUAUACAAAUUAUAAAUGUAUAUCAAAUAUGGUCGCGCUUCAAAAUAAAAUGAAAACGUAUUUACUAAAACGCAAAAAUGUAACUGAAAUAUGACUUUUUUAGGUCUCUGCAAAGUAAAGCAAAAUAAAAACAAA
Drosophila gunungcola (fruit fly) is the source of this 3670-nucleotide messenger RNA. It is a transcript of the gene Unc-76, whose product is annotated as fasciculation and elongation protein zeta-2. Gene Ontology annotation, cellular component: cytoplasm; axon. The coding region runs from base 508 to 1935 and encodes 475 amino acids. The record is from RefSeq and is a predicted model, not a curated record. NCBI's taxonomy places the organism in Eukaryota, Metazoa, Arthropoda, Insecta, Diptera, Drosophilidae. The transcript is spliced from 5 exons.